UCGGGAUUACAGGUUGGGGCGAGUCAACAUAUCACAAUACGAACCCCGCUCCCAGGCAGCGAUCAAUCAGAACUCCAGAGUGAUGUUCAUAGAUGAUCUGAUUCAACAUCUCCGCUUGGCUUCGCACCACAGCUUGUGCUGUCCCAUAAUUAGCAACUUGUUAGCAAAACACCAAAUUGAUCUCGACUAUAAAUGCAGUCCAUCGUCAUCCUGUCAUUAAGGAUGUUUUCCCCUUUUUCCUCACCCGCCAAUCGACCAUUCAAUCGACGGUAUCACAUUCUUUUUCUUCGGUUCUUUUUGUGCUAUUUUGGCCAUCCUCUCUUUUCUUAAUUCUUUCUUUGCUUCUUUCUGCUCCCUCUGCUCUGGGCAACCCAAAGUCUCCUUUUUUCAUCUACUGUACCAGUCGAUCCCAAAGCCUGCCUGGCGCCAAGUUUCCUUUCCAAAAGCCCACGUCGCCAAGAACAAAGAUACCCGGUCAUCACCAUGCAGCUCGCAACAGUUUUCGCCGCCGCCGCUACUCUCGCCGUCUUGCCGACCGGCGUCCUCGCCGGUCCGAGAUAUAUCCCUCAUCCAGAGUGCGAAGUCACAAUCAUGAAGCCCGGGACUCCCAGUCCUCGCUCACCUUAUACGCUACCUGAAGAGUAUGACCGCGGUUAUGGGCCGGGAGAUUCCAAGACCAAAAUUUAGGUCGGCAGUUAUUUCUGCGUCGCGGAUUCCCAUUGCAUACCCAACUGCGGAAAGCUGCCGAAUAAUAACUGGUAUGCCGAUGGUGCGGAGGCGCCAAGAUGCGAAGAUGGCCUAGCAAGCAUUUAUAAUUAGGAUGGGGAUGGACAGCUGUCUCGUUUCGCAUAGACAGCAAAAUCAGCACAGAAAAAAAUAAAAUAAAAAAAGAACCGUACACACAAAA
Molecule: messenger RNA, 907 nt
Organism: Pyricularia oryzae 70-15
Lineage: Eukaryota; Fungi; Ascomycota; Sordariomycetes; Magnaporthales; Pyriculariaceae
Exons: 1
Coding region: 484-687 (67 amino acids)
Source: RefSeq, a predicted model, not a curated record